Molecule: messenger RNA, 2031 nt
Organism: Venustampulla echinocandica
Lineage: Eukaryota; Fungi; Ascomycota; Leotiomycetes; Helotiales; Pleuroascaceae
Product: Udp-glucose 6-dehydrogenase
Exons: 3
Coding region: 1-2031 (676 amino acids)
Biological process (GO): glycosaminoglycan biosynthetic process; polysaccharide biosynthetic process
Cellular component (GO): nucleus; cytosol
Molecular function (GO): NAD binding; UDP-glucose 6-dehydrogenase activity
Source: RefSeq, a predicted model, not a curated record
AUGGCUAGCGCCCAUCUACCAUCCGCGGCUUCUACAGUCGACACUGAUGACUGUCUUGUCGACGCCUCUACAGCUCCAACUACACCAGAUGGCAGUUUGACAUUCAGUCCGGUUCUGGAAGCCUUGAAGCUUCGAGAUGCUCUCGAAGGUGCUACUGCGGGCAGAGGUACAUCGAUACAGGACACAUCUUUGGAUGGUGCUAUGUAUCCCAGUCGAUGUGAAAUUCGGAACGUUUGUUGUGUUGGGGCUGGGUAUGUAGGAGGGCCAACAGCUGCAAUGAUUGCAUUGCAAAAUCCCCAUCUAAGGGUGACUGUGGUUGACAGAGACCCAUCGCGCAUUCGGCAAUGGAAAUCAAAACAUCUACCAAUUCAUGAACCAGGUUUGCAACACAUCAUUCGCAUCACGAGAGACGGCUCAAAAGCACUGUCAUUCUUCAAUGAGCCAGCAAGGUUUGAUUCAUUUGAUAGCGUCUCAUCAGCAAGCUCAGCUACAUCUGAAUGCGAAAGCCAAUGUGGGGAAUUGAGGGACGAAAUCUACAUCUCGUCACGUAGUCCCAAUCUUUUCUUUUCCACUGAGGUUUCAAAAACUCUCAGCCAAGCCGAUAUUGUUUUCAUUGCGGUCAAUACUCCCACGAAGAAACGAGGGAUGGGUGCUGGGCGAGCUACAGAUAUGACAGCCUUGGAAGCAGUCUCGAGAGAAAUCGCAAUUCACGCCAAACCAGGAGCAAUUAUAGUUGAGAAGAGCACAGUUCCAUGCCGAACGGCGGAGAUGAUCCAAAAUACGUUCAAAGCCCAUCGACCAAAUAUAAAUUUCGAAAUCCUUUCCAAUCCAGAGUUCCUCGCCGAAGGAAGUGCAAUGACCGAUCUUCUCUAUCCGGAUCGCGUCAUUAUAGGCUGCAGUCCAACUCCCUCUGGACACCACGCAGCAGCUUCCCUUGCCUCGAUUUACGCAUCUUGGGUACCUCGCCCCAAAAUAAUCACUAUGAAUACUUGGUCUUCAGAACUGUCAAAGCUCGCGGCAAACGCCAUGCUUGCCCAACGAAUCAGCAGCAUCAAUUCUAUUUCCGCAAUCUGCGAGGCUACAGGCGCAGAUAUUGAUGAGAUAGCCCAAUCUAUCGGCCUUGAUCCGCGGAUCGGAGAUAAAUUCCUGAAAGCCGGCGUGGGCUUCGGUGGAAGCUGUUUCAAGAAAGACAUUCUAAGUCUAACGUAUCUAGCGGAAGGUCUUGGUCUGCCUGAAGUGGCUGAGUACUGGACACAAGUACUCAAUGUUAAUGACUGGCAAAGAAGUAGAUUCGCGAGGAAGGUUGUGAGAUGUAUGAAUGGGACACUUGUGGGAAAGAAACUCUCUAUAUUGGGUUACGCAUUCAAAAAGAAUACGAGUGAUACGAGAGAGUCACCUGCGCUCGAGUGUAUCAAAAUUUUGUUAGAGGAUGCACCAGGGGAGAUCGCGAUCUUCGAUCCAUGUUGUGAGCCCGCAAAAAUCAAAGAGGAGAUCAAACGAUGGAUUGGAAGCGCGGCGCUGAGGGAAUUGGGUGGGCCGAUCGAGGUAUAUAAUGACGCUUACCAAGCGUGCUCGAACAGCCACGCAGUGGUAAUCAUGACCGAAUGCGACGAGUUCCGGAACUAUCCAUCAUCAAAAUCGCCGAAGCUAUUCCCAAGCCGGAAAACAGAGCGUCCUAUCGUUGUUGAUCCAAGACCAUUUGCACGUCUUGAACCAACGGAGUCAGAACUGCUCGCGCUGCACGGAUAUCUCUCGCCGGCGUUGGAUAUCAAGGAUCCUCUGCUAAGAUUCGAAGAGGAGCCAGCGUGCGAUGAUUCAUGUGCAAUGUGUGCUGAGAAGAAGGGUAAGCUGGAGAGCGUGCGGAGUGGAAAGGAAAAUCAGAAUGAGAGACUGGAUUGGGUGAGGAUUGCAUAUCAUCUACAGAGACCCAAGUGGGUUUUUGAUGGCCGUGGGGUUUUGGAUAUCGCUGAGAUGGAGAAGCUGGGUGUGCGGGUUGAGGCGAUUGGGAAGGUUGGCUGGGGAGGAAGAUGA